CAGAACCCGGCCGGGGCUUGGCAGCGGCGGCGCCGCGUGCCACUGUCGCUUGGGUGUCGUGGGGUGGGGAACGAGGGUCGCUGGGGUUACCGGAUUUAAAGGCCCCCGGGCCUGGGGAGCCUUGAGAACCUCUGGCCAGGGUGGACCGACUACAUCCCGCUGGGCCGCAGGAUGCCGGGCACGCGCUUCAUCGCCUUCAAGGUGCCCCUGAAGGAGAGUUUUGAUCAGAACCUCCUGCCAGAGGAGAGAUUUUCCCCCCAUGACCUCAUCACGAAGGUGAAGGAGCGGAAGGAGGAGCUGGGGCUGAUCAUCGACCUGACGUACACCACGCGCUACUACGGGCGCGAGGAACUGCCCCCCACACUGCGCUACUCAAAGAUCCUGACCAUGGGACACGAGAUCCCAAACAGAAGAACCAUCUUGAGGUUCAAAUACCUUGUGAAAAAGUUUCUGGCAGACAACAAAGACAACGAUGGGCUCGUUCUGGGGAGAUCUGAGCGAUUUUUGAGGAAAUGCAGCUGCACAUCCGCUGUGUGUGUUACAGAUAAACUCAUCGGGGUGCACUGCACACAUGGCUUGAACAGGACUGGCUACUUGGUCUGCAGGUACCUGAUUGAUGUUGAAGGCAUGGAGCCAAAUGCUGCCAUAGAGUUGUUCAACGAGUCUCGAGGGCAUCCCAUAGAGAGAGCCAACUACAUCCAGGAUCUGCAGAAGAGAGCCCUGAAGAGCAGCUGUGACCUGAAGAAUUUGGGCUCAGAUCUCCUCAGGAGAAAAGGCAGUGCCCCAGCCAAGCCCCAAAAGCAGCUGGUGAAGCACCACCCGAGCCAGCCCCCCCUGGCAGUGCCCAGGAACCCCGGCAGCGCCAAGAAGAAGCAGCGGCCUGACCCCACAGCCCAGGGACAGCCCCAGGAGCUGGGACACAGGCACGGAGCCCUGGGGCAGAGGCAGCUGGAGCAGAGGCAGCAGAAUCACCUGGAGCAGAGGCAGCAGAAUCACCUGGAGCAGAGGCAACAGAAUCACUUGGAGCAGAGGCAGCAGAAUCACCUGGAGCAGAGGCAACAGAAGAAGCUGGAGCAGAAGCAGCAGAAAAAGCUGAAACAUCUGGAGCAGAGGCAGAAUCACCUGGAGCAGAGGCAGCAGGAGAGGCAGAAUCACUUGGAGCAGAGGCAGCAGAAUCAGCUGGAGCAGAGGCAGAAAAAUCAUCUGGAACAGAGGCAGCAGAAAAAGCUGAAACAUCUAGAGCAGAGGCAGCAGAAUCACCUGGAGCAGAGGCAGCUGGAGAGGCAGAAUCACUUGGAUCAGAGGCAGAAUCACUUGGAGCAGAGGCAGAAUCACCUGGAGCAGAGGCAGCUGGAGAGGCAGAAUCUCCUGGAGCAGAGGCAGAAUCACCUGGAGCAGAGGCAGAAAAAUCAUCUGGAACAGAGGCAGCAGAAAAAGCUGAAACAUCUGGAGCAGAGGCAGCAGAAUCACCUGGAGCAGAGGCAGCUGGAGAGGCAGAAUCACUUGGAGCAGAGGCAGCAGAAUCACCUGGAGCAGAGGCAGCUGGAGAGGCAGAAUCACCUGGAGCAGAGGCAGAAUCACCUGGAGCAGAGGCAGCCCUGCAGUUUUCCCCCCAGGAACUGUUGGCUUUCUCCAGCCCCCAAGAAGAAGCACAAGGAACUGUUCCCACCCCAGAGCCCCCAGCCCUGGCUGCCCCAGGAGCCCUCACGUGCCAGGAAACGCCGGCACCGGCACAGGAAACGUGAACUGAAGGAGGAAAUGUCCUGACAGCGUUGGGAAUGUGUUCCACGAGGAAAAACCCUCCCGGGCUGGAGGAAGCAGCUGUGGCUCAACCAGGAGCUGCCAGGCCGGGUGUGGGGCAGCUGAUCAGGGCUGACUUUUAUUCUGUUUUCUCUUGCUCCCCCCAGCGCCGAUGCUUUUACAAGGAAUUUUUUAUCUGAUGCUGUGCAGGGUCUGAUCCAUGAGGGAUGCAGGGAAUAAAAAUAAACACAGACUCAACCAGAGCUGGAAUAAUCGUAAAGAAACAUCCUCAGGCACUCCUAGAGCUUUCAACAAAACGGGCUUUUGUUUAUUUCCUCAAUAUAUGACGAGGAACAGGAUUGGGCCUGAAAACACCAGAUUUUUUUCCUCUCCUUUUUACCUACUUUUGUUAAAGUAAAUUUCCACAGUGUGCAAACUCCA
Messenger RNA from Hirundo rustica (Barn swallow), 2181 nucleotides. It is a transcript of the gene DUSP11, whose product is annotated as dual specificity phosphatase 11. The record is from RefSeq and is a predicted model, not a curated record. Bases 172 to 1767 code for a protein of 531 amino acids. Gene Ontology annotation, biological process: protein dephosphorylation. The transcript has 9 exons. NCBI's taxonomy places the organism in Eukaryota, Metazoa, Chordata, Aves, Passeriformes, Hirundinidae. Gene Ontology annotation, molecular function: protein tyrosine/serine/threonine phosphatase activity; polynucleotide 5'-phosphatase activity.